Aphanomyces astaci is the source of this 1215-nucleotide messenger RNA. RefSeq lists its product as hypothetical. The coding region runs from base 1 to 1215 and encodes 404 amino acids. The transcript has 4 exons. The record is from RefSeq and is a predicted model, not a curated record. NCBI's taxonomy places the organism in Eukaryota, Oomycota, Saprolegniomycetes, Saprolegniales, Verrucalvaceae.
AUGACAACCAUCAUCCUGGACGCACUGCGGUCUCAUGACUUGCUCACACUGGUCUGUCGAUUCCAACGUGGUCUUAAUGGAGAUAUGCUCGUGUUUCAACCACUUCGUACUCUGGACCUCCUCCCGUCCGACCCCCUCCCUAUACUAUGUGUUAGCCAAGCUCAAUCCGCGCCCGGUGUUUUGCUGCCUCUCUUCACUCGAGUCGACGGUAUCCUGAUCCCGUGGCUGGCAGAGCACAGUCUCCAUCGGCUCGCGCUAGUUAUGGACGUCAUGCCGCAUAUGCGUCUCAUCCUGGUGCGUCAUGCAGUGUACUAUGGCCAUGUGCCAACACUCGAUCGAUUGCAAUCCGUUCGACCAGGUUUGUUCCGACCUCCUGGUGAGCGCAUGCUGUUGGCAAUUCUUGGGGGCUCCGUGCUGAGUGUGCAGUGGCUGCUGCGUCACGGCCAUCCCCUUCGCUACGACGCCGUGCAUAUGGCUGGAAGGUAUGGACACUUGACGCUUCUGCAGUACUUUGCAGCUCAACCCAGCAUUCACACACCAAGGCUGGCGUCCGAAGCCUUGGUUGCAGGAGCCAGACGAGGCUCUCUGAAGGUCGUGCAGUGGGCACUACCUCUCACCACCAGUGAGGUAUCUAUCCGCCAAGCCAUCACCUGCGCCAACCGUCACGGCCACUUGGCUGUUCUGGAGUUUUUCACCAGUGCGAUUGACUUCUCCUUUGCAGACAUUCCAUCGCUGGUCACUGCAGCGACUCGUCGUGGUCACUUGAAUCUCGUUCAGAACUGGUUCAACAAAGUAUCAACGUCUAUAACCCAAGACUUGCACGGGCAAUGUUUGCGUCUCGCCAUUAAAUUUGGCCACGCUGACAUCGCCAGCCAUUUCCUCUUGCACCGCCAUCCAGAGAAAAGCAUAGUGCACGACAUCCUCCAAGCCGCCAAAUUCGGGCACACGUCGAUGUUUGGCCUGUUGGACAUGACGUGGCAUGAUGUCGUGGAACCAGCCUUCUUUGUCGCUGCCAAGUGGGGACAACUGAACUUGGUGCAAUUCUUUGUGGAGCACAGUGAGCUUGACGUGAGUCUCGCGUGUCUCAUGACCGCCAGACUUCACGUCCAGCACAAGAAAGCUACGAUGGAAGCGUAUUUUGAUACAAUGCCCGCACAUUCCACCUUCUUUGAACUGCUUAUUGGACGCACCCUCGUGAUUCUGCAAGAGGAAUGA